Molecule: messenger RNA, 5169 nt
Organism: Pleuronectes platessa (European plaice)
Lineage: Eukaryota; Metazoa; Chordata; Actinopteri; Pleuronectiformes; Pleuronectidae
Product: NACHT, LRR and PYD domains-containing protein 12-like
Exons: 18
Coding region: 329-4495 (1388 amino acids)
Molecular function (GO): protein binding
Source: RefSeq, a predicted model, not a curated record
GGGAAGAACAGCAUGAGAACAGGGAGCGGUCAGACUCCAUUUUCACCUGGACGAGCAGAAGGAAGGAAAGUGAGCAGAAUCAUACGUUACAGCAGUGGUCACCAACCAGUCCAGAGUCUUCACUGUGGAUCCCAGUAAAGCUCUGGACUCACUGGCUGAGGUGUGAGGAACAUCGACCUGCAGAGAUAAACAUUGAAACUGGUGUGAAAGAUCAUUUCACUGUGUUCUGCUGUAAACUGAGCGCAGAACCAGAAGGAAAUAGACCAGACCUUGAAUAUCUAGAAGAGCAGCGUGGCCUGAACCACAACUGAGCCGCAGCCGGUGCAACAUGGACGAGGACACUUCAGAGCAAGUUGGACCCUCAACCACAAAAGGUCAGGACCACAGACUGAGAGCAGAGUCUCCAGGGUCCAGCUGUCUGUCUCUGAAGAGUGACUGGUCCAUGGACACUCCUCUAAACUUCAGUAAUGAACCUGGACCCUCACACACAGAGGAGAGGAAGAGGAGUCAUGUUUCUGAGGAGGAGCAGUCGUCCUGCUGUGCUUCGUGUCAGGACGUCCUGAAGGAUCCAGUCUCCACCAGCUGUGGACACUGGUUCUGCAGACGGUGCAUCACCUCAUACUGGGACCAGUCUGGUUCUUCAGGAGACUCCUCCUGUCCCCAGUGUGGACAAAGAUCCAGACCAGGAGCUGGAGCAGAUCGUGGUCUGCAGGAGGUUUCAGAUGAACAUAAGCUCAGUGUGAGGAGGAGAUGUGAACAUGUGACUGAAGGAAGUGAUGAAACAGGAAGUAGAACCCUCCUCAACAGGAUCUACACUGAGCUCCACAUCACAGAGGGACAGAGUGAAGAGGUUAAUACUCAACAUGAGGUGAGGCAGCUUGAGACGGCUUCCAAGAAGAAGAUCCUCCAGGACACUCCCAUCAAGGUCCACGACAUCUUUAAAGCCUCCACUGACCAGCAGAGCAGCAUCAGAGUCGUCCUGACCAACGGAGUCGCUGGCGUUGGAAAAACCUUCUCGGUGCAGAAGUUCACUCUGGACUGGGCAGAGGGUUUAGAGAACCAGGAUGUGGGUCUGCUAGCUGUGCUUUCGUUCAGGGAGCUGAACCUGGUGAAGGACCAGCAGCACAGUCUUCUCACGCUGCUCCAUGUUUUCCAUCCAGAGUUACAGAAGCUCACUGCAGAGACGCUCGCUGUCUGUAAACCUUUGUUCAUCUUUGACGGCCUGGAUGAAAGCAGACCUUCUCUGGACUUCAACCACAGGGAGCUUGUGUCUGAGGUCACACAGAGGUCAUCAGUCAACGUGCUGCUGACAAACCUCAUCCGGGGGAAUCUGCUUCCCUCGGCUCUCGUCUGGAUAACCUCCAGACCCGCGGCGGCCAAUCAGAUCCCUCCUUCAUGUGUUGACAGGGUCACAGAAGUACGAGGCUUCACUGAGGCCCAGAAGGAGGAGUACUUCAGGAGGAGAUUCAGUGAUGAAGAGCUGUGCAGCAGAAUCAUCUCACACAUCAAGACGUCCAGGAGCCUCCACAUCAUGUGUCAAAUCCCAGUCUUCUGCUGGAUCAGUGCUACAGUUCUGGAGCACAUGUUGACCACAGACCAGAAAGGAGAGCUGCCCAAGACCCUGACUGACCUGUACUCACACUUCCUGCUGGUUCAGACAAAGAGGAAGAACAACAAGUACGGUGAGGGACAUGAGACGACACAGCAGCUGACGGAGGCUGACAGGGACGUUCUCCUGAAGCUGGGGAGGCUGGCACUUAAACAUCUGGAGGAAGGAAACAUCAUGUUCUACCAAGAAGACCUGGAGCGAUGUGGUCUUAAUGUCCCAGAGGCCUCGGUGUACUCAGGAGUUUGUACUGAGAUCUUCAGAAGAGAGUGUGUGAUCUUCCAGAAAUCAGUCUACUGCUUUGUUCAUCUGAGCAUUCAGGAGUUUCUGGCUGCAGUCUACAUGUUCCACUGUUACACCAAGAGGAACACAGAAGAACUCAAGAACUUCUUGGGAAUAAAUAGGAACAGACACAGAACCUUCUCCCUGGAUGACCUCCUGAAGAGAACCAUGGAGAAAUCCCUCACCAGUACAAAUGGUCAUCUGGACCUGUUUGUUCGCUUCCUUCACGGCCUCAGUCUGGAGUCCAACCAGAGAGUCUUAGGAGGCCUGCUGGGUCGGACAGAGAACAAUCCAAAUAUCAUCCAGAGAGUCUUAGGAGGCCUGCUGGGUCGGAGAGGGAACAAUCCAGAGAUCAUCCAGAGAGUCAUCCAGAGAGUCAUCAACAACCUGAAGAAGAUGAAGAGUGAUGACAUUUCUCCUGACAGAAGCAUCAACAUCUUCCACUGUCUGACUGAGAUGAACGACCACUCAGUUCAUCAGCAGAUGAAACAGUUCCUGACGUCAGAGAACAGAUCAAAGGAGGAACUCUCUGAGAUCCACUGCUCAGCUCUGGCCUACAUGCUGCAGAUGUCAGAGGAGGUUCUGGAUGAGUUGGACCUGAAGAAGUUCAACACAUCAGACCAGGGUCGACGGAGACUGAUCCCAGCUGUGAGGAACUGCAGGAAGGCUCGACUCCAUGGUUGUCGACUCUCAGAGACUCACUGUGAAGUCGUGGCCUCAGCUCUGAAGUCAGACCCCUCACAUCUGAGAGAACUGGAUCUGAGUCACAACUGGCUGCAGGAUUCAGCAGUAAAGCUGCUGUGUUCUGGACUGGAGAGUCCAAACUGUCGACUGGAGACUCUGAGGUUGGAGGACUGCAGUCUGUCAGAGAUCAGCUGUUCUUCUCUGGCUUCAGCUCUGAGGUCAAACCCCUCUCAUCUGAGAGAACUGGAUCUGAGUAACAAUGACCUGCUGGACUCAGGAGUGAAGGAGCUGUGUGGUUUUCUACAGAGUUCAACCUGUCGACUGGAGACUCUGAGGUUGGAGUGGUGCAGACUGUCAGAGAUCAGCUGUUCUUCUCUGGCUUCAGCUCUGAGGUCAAACCCCUCUCAUCUGAGAGAACUGGAUCUGAGGGACAACAGGCUGAAGGACUCAGGAGUGAAGGAGCUGUUUGAUCUACAGCAGAGUCCAACCUGUCGACUGGAGACUCUGAGACUCGGUGGUUGUGACCUCUCAGAGACUCACUGUGAAGUCGUGGCCUCAGCUCUGAAGUCAGACCCCUCACAUCUGAGAGAACUGGAUCUGAGCUUCAACAAGCUACAGGACUCAGGAGUGAAGCUGCUGUGUUCUGGACUGGAGAGUCCAAACUGUCGACUGGAGACUCUGAGGCUGAGGUUCUGCAGUCUGUCAGAGAUCAGCUGUUCUUCUCUGGUUUCAGCUCUGAGGUCAAACCCCUCUCAUCUGAGAGAACUGGAUCUGAGCUGGAACAGGCUGCAGGACUCAGGAGUGAAGGAGCUGUGUGGUUUUCUACAGAGUCCAACAUGUCGACUGGAGACUCUGAGGUUGAGGAGCUGCAGUCUGUCAGAGAUCAGCUGUUCUUCUCUGGCUUCAGCUCUGAGGUCAAACCCCUCUCAUCUGAGAGAACUGGAUCUGAGCUACAACGACCUGCAGGACUCAGGAGUGAAGGAGCUGUUUGAUGUACAGAAGAGUCCAACCUGUCGACUGGAGACUCUGAGACUCGGUGGUUGUGACCUCUCAGAGACUCACUGUGAAGUCGUGGCCUCAGCUCUGAAGUCAGACCCCUCACAUCUGAGAGAACUGGAUCUGAGCUUCAACAAGCUGCAGGAUUCAGGAGUGAAGCUGCUGUGUUCUGGACUGGAGAGUCCAAACUGUCGACUGGAGACUCUGAGGUUGUAUCAGUGCAGUCUGUCAGAGAUCAGCUGUUCUUCUGUGGCUUCAGCUCUGAGGUCAAACCCCUCUCAUCUGAGAGAACUGGAUCUGAGGUACAACUACAACCUGAAGAACUCAGGAGUGAAGGAGCUGUGUGGUUUUCUACAGAGUCCAACCUGUCGACUGGAGACUCUGAGACUCGGUGGUUGUGAACUCUCAGAGACUCACUGUGAAGUCGUGGCCUCAGCUCUGAAGUCAGACCCCUCACAUCUGAGAGAACUGGAUCUGAGCCUCAACAAGCUGCAGGAUUCAGGAGUGAAGGAGCUGUGUUCUGGACUGGAGAGUCCAAACUGUCGACUGGAGACUCUGAGGUUGUAUCAGUGCAGUCUGUCAGAGAUCAGCUGUUCUUCUCUGGCUUCAGCUCUGAGGUCAAACCCCUCUCAUCUGAGAGAACUGGAUCUGAGGUACAACUACAACCUGCAGGACUCAGCAGUGAAGGAGCUGUGUGGUUUUCUACAGAGUCCAACCUGUCGACUGGAGACUCUGAGGUUGAGUCACUGCAGUCUGUCAGAGAUCAGCUGUUCUUCUCUGGCUUCAGCUCUGAGGUCAAACCCCUCUCAUCUGAGAGAACUGGAUCUGAGAAGAAACAGGCUGCAGGUCUCAGGAGUGAAGGAGCUGCUUGAUCUACAGCAGAGUCCAACCUGUCGACUGGAGAUUCUGAGGUGGAGGUCUAUGUGAAGGUGAGUGUGAAGAGGACAGUGUGAAGAGGACAGUGUGUGUGGACGGAGGCUGAGUUGUGUCCUGAGGAUCCAGAGGCUGAAGCAGCAGCAGCUUGUGUGUAGUCUCCAAUCUACACAACCCCUAAUCUGCAUGUGUCUGUGAGAUGAAGCCGGAGCACCUGGAGAAAACACGGGGAGAACAUGCAGACUCCACACAGGAAGACCCAUCUGAACCGGAUUCAAACCAGCAACCUUCGUGCCCCGAUUGUGUUUAUUCACAUGAAGAAUGUGUUUAUUGAAAUGACACAACACAAGCAGAAUAUAUAACCCCUCUAUAAAGAUUCACAUACAGUGUGUUUAAGUUUGUCUUUAUUAUUGUCCACCUUUGUCCCUCAGUGUGUCUCCAUGUGUGUAGAACCACAUUCUGUGUAGAUGUUUGUUUAUGAUCUUAAAGUUCCUGGAUUCACGUCACAAAUUGAUUUAGUUCCACACUAAGUUAAACACAUUGAAAUAAAUAUAUUGUAUAUAAAGAUAAUCAGUGACUGUAUAUAAAGACUGGGAGAAGAGUGAGGUUUUUUUAUGGGUCAGUGGAGCUCAGGGUCUGAGCCUGGUCUUCCUGGAAAUCUCUGGUCUGUACAGGUUCUAUGUUCAAUAGAGGAGGACGGUUCACUGGUCCUUCAUUUUUAAAUUCCA